CAGUAGGCGACUCAGAACAGUUCGGCAUCGCGUUCGGUUCGGUACGGAUCGGUUCUGAAUGGAGAUGGCGCGGCUUACUGCGAUGGUGGUUCUUUUGGCCAUGUGCCAUGCUGGUCUGGACGCAGCUACCGUCAUAGAUCGAAAGCGGGAUGUGCUGUUUCCGUUGACGGUGAUCCACUGGAACGACUUCCAUGCCCGGUUCGAGGAAACGAAUGUUCUGUCGACGAGGUGCGAUGUGGAGGCGGGGGAGAAGUGCAUAGGAGGAUACGCCAGGGUGGUGUCGGCGGUGAACAGUUUGUCCGAGCAGUACAAGGAGCGCAAUCCGGUGUUUUUGAAUGCUGGGGAUAACUUCCAGGGAACGUUCUGGUAUACGCUGCUAAAGUGGAACGUGACGAGCUAUUUUUUGAAUUUGCUACCGGCGGAUGCGGUGACGCUGGGGAAUCAUGAGUUCGAUCAUGGAGUUGCUGGAGUGGUGCCGUUCAUGGAGACGCUUAAAUCGCCGAUCGUGGUGGCGAACAUUGACGACAGCGAGGAACCGAUGAUGCAGGGGAAGUAUAAUAAGUCGGUGGUGAUCAAGCGAGGUGAAAGGCAAAUUGGUAUUAUCGGGGUGAUACAUCAUUCGACGGAUACUCUGAGUAUGACGGAGCGGCUACGGUUUCUGGACGAGAUUGAAGCGAUAAAUACGGAGGCGGAACGGUUGAAAGCGAGCGGAGUGAAUAUUAUAAUAGUUCUGUCGCACUGUGGAAUCACUAUUGAUAAGAAGAUUGCCGCGCAGUGUGCCGAUGUUGAUAUCGUAGUAGGCGGUCAUUCGCACACGUUUUUGUAUAAUGGAUCGGCCGAGGGGUUCCCGGAUGCUGCAGUGGAUACAUAUCCAGUCGUGAUACAGCAGACGAGUGGACGAAAAGUGCCGGUGGUGCAAGCUUCUUGUUUUACGAAGUUUGUUGGACGGCUGACCGCGUAUUUUGACGAAGCUGGCAAUCUGGUGGAAUGGGAAGGAAAUCCGGUUUACUUGGAUGAGUCUAUUCCUAAGGACCCUCGAAUAUUACAAGAGAUGGUUCCUUGGAGAGAACAGGUUGAUGUGCUUGCGUAUAGGAAUGUAGGCUCAUCUCUGGUAGUGCUUUCGAAAGCCGAGUGUCGAACAGGUGAAUGUAACUUCGGAAGCUUCGUGGCUGAUGCUUUUGUAGAUUAUUACACUCAACGACCGGAGAAUUCAAACGAGUGGACGUAUGCCUCGAUAGGAAUCACAAACGACGGUGGAAUGCGAACUUCGUUGAAGAAAGGAACCUUGACGUACGAUGAUAUCGUAACAGCAGUCCCAUACGAGAACACCGUUGAUACUUUUGACAUCCGAGGACAGUAUUUGCUGGAUGCUUUGGAAUACAGCGCGAGCCGAUUCAACUCAGCAGAUGUGCUGCAAGUCUCAGGAAUUCGAGUAACCUACAACAUCACCCGGUCAGCUGGUAAUCGGGUAGUUUCCGUAGACAUCCGUUGUCGUGAGUGCAAGGUUCCACGAUACGAGCCCCUCGAUCGGAACAAAUACUACCGAGUGGCCAUAGCUGCUUGGAUCGGUAACGGUGGCAACGGGUAUACCAUGUUCGGCGAACAUCGCACUAAUCCACGUAUCGGACCCCUCGACAUCGUUGUGCUGGAACAGUACGUAGCCAAGAUGAGCCCGAUAAUGCAAGGGACGGACGGGCGGAUCCGUGUCGUAUCAUAAAAUCUAAACUUAUUGCCCUAACCUUCAGAGCUUGGCGAAAAACUGUAUUGCUAUAGGUGUUAGUUUCCAACCUGAGUAAAGUGUGCAUUAAAACAAACGGCGGGAAGUGAAGAAA
This is a messenger RNA of Aedes aegypti (yellow fever mosquito), 1832 nucleotides long. RefSeq names its product apyrase. Bases 59 to 1717 code for a protein of 552 amino acids. The transcript has a single exon. Gene Ontology annotation, molecular function: 5'-nucleotidase activity. The record is from RefSeq and is a predicted model, not a curated record. NCBI's taxonomy places the organism in Eukaryota, Metazoa, Arthropoda, Insecta, Diptera, Culicidae. Gene Ontology annotation, biological process: AMP catabolic process. Gene Ontology annotation, cellular component: plasma membrane.